GUAUCGAUUGUGUUUACACUUUACUGUUUAGCGAGUUUACCUUUGUUCAGUAAAUUAAAGUAAAUAGUAAUAUAAUAUAACGUUGAGUUAUUUUGUAGUAGGGAUACAUUAUUAACAUUUAAAUUUCGAAUAAUCGUUUUUCCAGUAAACGCCGGUACUAAUUUAACAAUGGCCGAUUUAGAGAGUAAAAUACUCGGCGAAAAACAGCAUUACUAUUGUAGUAGCAGCGAUGAAGAAGAACCAAUGCUCGAUCGUGAUCCACCUAAACAAUCAAAGUCGGAUUGGGAUGGCACAUCGACGAACACCGGGCCGAAAGGAGUGCUUAACGAUUGGGAACAAUUCCAACAAGAAAAAAAGGCUCAGAGAAUACAAAAGAAAAAGGACGUACUAAAACAGAUUCAGGAUAUGGCGUUGACAUGUAAAUCUGAACUGGACGAAUUAGAUGACAAAUUCCUCGCGGAAUAUCGUGAAAAACGCAUGAGGGAAAUGAUGGCCAGGUCACGCGAAGUGCCUGAAUUCAGUGAAGUUCAUGACUUAUUGACCGGUGAAGACUAUUUAAAUGCCAUCGAAAAAGAAAAUCCUAACGUUACUGUGCUCGUGCACAUUUAUGAGCUUAACGUUCCCGCCUGCUCUACUAUGAAUAUGUGUUUUGAAACUCUCUGUAGUGAAUAUAAAAAGACAAAGUUUUGCAAAAUAAUUGGUUCAAACGCUGGGAUGAGUUUGAAGUUUAAAAUGUAUGGUGUUCCUGCGAUUUUAGCAUACAAAGCAGGUCAACUGGUUGGUUCCUUUGUACGAAUAACUAACGAGUUAGGCGAUGAAUUUUUUGCUGGAGACGUGGAAAAUUUCCUAAUAGAACAUGGCGUUCUCUCAGAUAAGUCAUGUACACCUUCUAUUAUAAAUGACAACUAAAUAAAUUUUAAUUUGUAAAAAAUUAUAAUACAAUCAUUAAUAAUUAUAAAAGGUGAUUCGUAUACUUAACAUGCGAGGCUAUCAAAGACUAAACGUUUUGGUUGUGUGCCUGAAACAAAGUAUAAUGUUUCAUCAAUAUUAGUUGUAAAAAAUAUACAAUCUAUUGUUCAUAAUACUUAUUAUUAUGUAUUAUUUAGUAAUAUUUAAGUAAUAAUCGUCUUUAAUAUGUUAUAUUAUAGUGUCAAAUAUUAAUUAUGUUAAUUGUAUGUAUAUAUAAUAUAAAUCAAUUCAAAUUAUAA
This is a messenger RNA of Adelges cooleyi (spruce gall adelgid), 1208 nucleotides long. Its product is annotated as phosducin-like protein. Gene Ontology annotation, biological process: regulation of G protein-coupled receptor signaling pathway. Lineage: Eukaryota; Metazoa; Arthropoda; Insecta; Hemiptera; Adelgidae. The transcript has a single exon. The record is from RefSeq and is a predicted model, not a curated record. The coding region runs from base 169 to 909 and encodes 246 amino acids.